Molecule: messenger RNA, 1828 nt
Organism: Trichomycterus rosablanca
Lineage: Eukaryota; Metazoa; Chordata; Actinopteri; Siluriformes; Trichomycteridae
Gene: hsd11b1la
Product: hydroxysteroid (11-beta) dehydrogenase 1-like a
Exons: 6
Coding region: 1-867 (288 amino acids)
Cellular component (GO): intracellular membrane-bounded organelle
Molecular function (GO): oxidoreductase activity
Source: RefSeq, a predicted model, not a curated record
AUGAACCUUCCUAUUAAACGCUUGUUUUUUGGGAGUUUGAUUGCUGUUUUUAUAGCGCUGUGGUGGAAUGGACCGACUUUUACUGAAGAGUCUCUGAAGGGGGCAAGAGUGAUGGUGACUGGUGCUAGUACUGGCAUCGGAGAGCAGCUUGCAUAUCACUAUGCCCGGUUGGGCGCUCAAAUUGUUAUCACAGCAAGAAGAGAGCAUGUCUUAAAAGAGGUUGUAAAAAAGUGUAUGGAUCUAGGAGCUCAGAAAGCUCUGUAUAUUGCAGCAGACAUGGCCAAGCCUGCCGAUGCCGAUCGGGUGGUGAAGUAUGCUGAAGAGCAGCUCAAAGGACUGGAUUACAUUGUGCUGAACCACAUCGGGCCCAGUCCAUAUGGGAUGUGGGAUGGAGAUGUGGAUCACACACGAUGGUUAAUGGAGGUAAAUUUUCACAGUUAUGUGCAAAUGGCUGUAAAGGCUUUACCGGCCCUUGAGAAGACUAAUGGAUCCAUAGUGGUUGUCUCCUCCUUGCUCGGAAAAACAUGCUCACCAUUCGCUCUGCCCUACAUUGCCACCAAAUUUGCUCUGAAUGGAUUUUUCGGGAGUCUCCAGCACGAGCUGGCUAUGAAGAAGAGCAACGUGACUGUCACCAUCUGCACCCUGGGUCUUAUUGACACAGAGAGUGCCAUGGCGAAAAUUAAAGGCUACAUAGAAAUGCCUGCUUACCCUGCACAUGAGGCUGCAUGGGAGAUCAUCAAGGCUGGAGCUCUUCGUCAGAGUGAAACUUUCUACCCCUGGUACACCUAUUACGCUACACUGUUUAGAGACUGGUUCCCUUACCACAGAGAUCAAGUCAUUCGCAGGGUAUACAAUUACAGUCCAUAAACAUCUCUGUCACGGAGAUCAUGGAGUUUAUUUGGUGCUCAGAAUUAAUACAGAUGAUUAACUGUACAGUACUACAGGAAUAAAUGUUAGGAUGAACGGUGUGGCUUAUGUGGUAGGGCCAGUGAUAGCAGUGGGUAGUGCUGUUGCCUCACAGCAAGAAGGGUCAGGGUUAUUUCUGUGUAGAGUUUGCAUGUUCUCCCAGUGUCCGCAGAAAGGAGUUGAAGAAUAAAGGGCCCAUAUGUGAUGUCAUACAGUGGAGUUCCUUUAUGAUGACAUACGUAUGUGUUUGAUGUCUAACAAUGGAGUUCUAUAUGAUGUUUAGCAGUGUAGCUUCUAAAUGAUGUCAUACAGGUAAAGUGUAGCUAUGUACUGACUGUCGUUUUUGCAUGAUGUCAUGCUAUGCAGUGUGGGCAUGAUGUCACCACCACAGUUUGGAAAUGUAAAUCUGAUCAUGUGUUGUAAUUAGUUGUUUUAUUACAUAUAUUCUUACCUCAACUUAAAUCAAAGUCAUUAUUCUAAAAGUGCUUUUACUUGAAUUUUUACCCACCUCUGUUUUGUUUAUAUUUUUUAUAUACACCACUUAUGUGUGAAUGUCUAUGCACUGAUGAGUUGCUGCAGAACAAAUAUAUUAAAAUGCACAGGAAGUCUUAAGAACUAUAUACUACAUUGGAAAUAUGAAUGUUUUUUUGAUGCAUACACGUAGCUUUUUAUAUACGGGACUAUGGCUCGGUGGGUAGCACUGUUGCCUCACAACAAGAAGCUCCUGGGUUCAAUUCCCAGGUGGAGCGGGCCGGGUCCUUUCUGUGUGUAGUUUGCAUGUUCUCCCUGUGUCUGCGUGGGUUUCCUCCAGGAGCUAGGAGAUACAAAAUGGUUCAUGACUGUGUUUGAUGUUAGAAACUUGAACUGAUGAAUCUUGUGUAACCACUACCUGUUCUGUCAUGAAUGUAUCCAAAGUGCAAAA